Symbiodinium sp. CCMP2592 is the source of this 3519-nucleotide messenger RNA. The record is from the annotation of a GenBank genome assembly. Lineage: Eukaryota; Dinophyceae; Suessiales; Symbiodiniaceae.
AUGAUCCGUGGAUUGAAGAGCAAGUUUGCCAAGUCAAACAGCAGCACCAACGUCGCGGCGGGGAGUGGGGCGCAAGGAGCGUCUGUCAUCAAUACAUCGAAGGUUGGAAAUGCAGACACAAGUGCCGCAGCCGCUGUGCCGGACGAGGGCGAAGCUGUCGAGCCGAAGAGGACCGGUUCAUCCUCCUCGAAAGCCAUAGUGGCAGCUGAAGAUCCUGCAGGGAACGGUUGGGCUUACGAGGAUGUCUGGAGCUAUGUUGACUCCAUGGGAGUGACAAAAAUUCCCGGAGAGGAGCAUAUCCUUCGCUUCCUCGCAGACUGCCUUCACGCCUCGCCGCUUCCGGCCCCGUGGGCAGUUCACAAAGACGGCGAGGGCCGGGUCUUCUACGGAAACUCAUCUACUGGCGAGACCGCCUGGGAACACCCCCUGGAGGAGAUCAUCCGUGAGCUCGCUGGCGUUUGCCGUGUUUGUGUCACUCUGUCGCGACCCAUGCGGGAACGAUCAAUUGUCGACCUACGGGAAGCUUGGGAGGCACAAGCGAAGGAAGAGUUUGCUUUGUGGUACAGCGUGAAAGACAGUACCACAGGCAAGGAUUACUUCUGCAACUCCCAAACCGGCCAGACGAUGUGGGAGCAUCCGGCAGAAGUGCUUCUGCCCGGCCACUUCCUGAAGCUCCGCGCCGCGGACAGGCUCAUAGAUGACGAGUAUCUCCAGGAUCUUGCAACCAUGGGCAGUACGUUGAACGAGGGCUCUGGACAAACCUGGAACUCCAUGAAGCGGACGUUGGAAUCUGGGAUUUCCACUCGGGCAUCCAACGACGUGAAGGACGACGCUCAUCAAGCCAUGAAGGAAGAGCUGGCCUCCACAGCCACGGAGCUGCGAGCGGCCCGCGAAGAUGCUGCGAAGGUGAGGGCGCAGUUCGAAGCGCUCAAGGAGCGCUUCGAAGAAGCGAAGAGGAAUGCAGAGAAUGAGGAAAUGCUCCGGUCCAAAGCGGAGGCCAGACUUGAGCAAGAGCAGCAGAAGCUGGAGGGUGUGCAGAAGGAUUUUGAUAUCCUCAAGGACAAGUUUGACCAAGCUCAGAGGAGCGCGCAGGACGUGGAGUUAAAGCACUCGCAAGCAGAGGCCAAGCUUCAAGAGGAGCAGCAGAAACUCCAAAGUGCUAUAGCAGAGUGCGAAGCCCUGAAGCAGCAGCAACAGGCGUCCAACGAAAGCAGCGCGGAUGCACAAGCGACCAUCAAGCAGGAGCUGGCUUCCACAACGGAGCAGCUGCAGGCUGCGAAAGACACGGUGGCCGAAGCACAGAGGAAUGCGCAAGAGGUCGAAGCGAAGCGGUCGCAAGUACAGGUGCAGCUUGAGACUGAGCAACAGCGGCUUCAAAGUGCAAUUGCUGAAUGCGAGGCUUGGAAGCAGCAGGCCAUGGCCAGCAAAGACGGCUCAGAGGAGGGCAUGAAGCAGUUGGAACAGUUCUUAAGUGCCAAACUUGAGCAAGAGCAGCAGAAGCUGGAGGGCGUGCAGAAGGAUUUUGAUAUCCUCAAGGACAAGUUUGACCAAGCUCAGAGGAGCGCGCAGGACGCGGAGCUCAAGCACUCGCAAGCAGAGGUCAAGCUUCAAGAGGAGCAGCAGAAACUCCAAAGUGCUAUAGCAGAGUGCGAAGCCCUGAAGCAGCAGCAACAGGCGUCCAACGAAAGCAGCGCGGAUGCACAAGCGACCAUCAAGCAGGAGCUGGCUUCCACAACGGAGCAGCUGCAGGCUGCGAAAGACACGGUGGCCGAAGCACAGAGGAAUGCGCAAGAGGUCGAAGCGAAGCGGUCGCAAGUACAGGUGCAGCUUGAGACUGAGCAACAGCGGCUUCAAAGUGCAAUUGCCGAAUGCGAGGCUUGGAAGCAGCAGGCCAAUGCCAGCAAAGACGGCUCAGAGCAGGGUAUGAAGCAGCUGGAACAGUUCUUCAGUGCCAAACUUGAGCAAGAGCAGCAGAAGCUGGAGGGCGUGCAGAAGGAUUUUGAUAUCCUCAAGGACAAGUUUGACCAAGCUCAGAGGAGCGCGCAGGACGCGGAGCUCAAGCACUCGCAAGCAGAGGCCAAGCUUCAAGAGGAGCAGCAGAAACUCCAAAGCGCCAUAGCAGAGUGCGAAGCCCUGAAGCAGCAGCAACAGGCGUCCAACGAAAGCAGCGCGGAUGCACAAGCGACCAUCAAGCAGGAGCUGGCUGCUACAAUGGCGCAGUUGCAGGCCGCGAAAGACAUGUUGGCCGAAGCACAGAGGAAUGCGCAAGAGGUCGAAGUGAAGCGGUCGCAAGUACAGGUGCAGCUUGAGACUGAGCAACAGCGGCUUCAAAGUGCAAUUAGCGAAUGCGAGGCUUGGAAGCAGCAGGCGAAGGUCCAGGAAUCCCAGUCCAGACUUGAUGCAGCAGAAAGUGAACGUCGCGCUGUCGUUCAGACUGUCGUUUCUGAGGAUGCCACUCAUGCGGACCAGGCCUUGCGCAGGCAAAUCGAGUCUGCUCGGCAGGUGGAGCUGCAGCUCGAGAGCCGAGCAAGCGCUGCCAAGGCUUCGCUGGAGGAAGAGCACCGCCGUGUGGAGCAGCUGAAGUUGGAGUACACAAAUCUCUUGCAGGGUCAGCAGGACACCGUUCAAGCAUCUCAGAAACACCUGGAGAGCAAGCUCGAGGAGCUGGGUUACCAGAUGCGCGAGAUGCGCUCGACAUGGGAGUCCGGACGCGUCACGUCGAAUCAGGACGACCUUGCCAAGCAGUUGGCGCAGGUUUCGGCUGUCAACGCGAAGCUCGAGACUGCUGUGGUGGAGCUGCAGCUCGAGAGCCGAGCAAGCGCUGCCAAGGCUUCGCUGGAGGAAGAGCGCCGCCGUGUGGAGCAGCUGAAGUUAGAGUACACAAAGCUCUUGCAGCGUCAGCAGGACACCGUUCAAGCAUCUCAGAGACACGUGGAGAGCAAGCUCGAGGAGCUGGGUUACCAGAUGCGUGAGAUGCGCUCGACAUUGGAGUCCGGACGCGUCACGUCGAAUCAGGACGACCUUGCCAAGCAGUUGGCGCAGGUUUCGGCUGUCAACGCGAAGCUCGAGACUGCUGUGGCAAAGGAGGCCAAGAGCCUGGGAUCCGCCAGGCCAGCACCCAUUCCUUUGAAGGCAGCACCAUCUGAGGAUGUGCGGCCGGCCAAGUCGCCCAAGCGUUCCGCAAUGCAGGAAGCCGUCCUGCUCAAGCGAGGCAGAGAGCCGCGGGUCCGGGAGUUCGACGGAAAGAUGUGGGCUCGAACGGAUGACGCGGUGUUAACAGGGCAGAGAGUCCGACACUUGAUGCUGGAAAGCCUGGCAGCGCGUCAGCAAACACGGAUGUACAAAGAGAUGAUCCAGGAAUUCGAUGCGAGUGAGGUGGGUCAGAAGGCAAAGCUUUCAAGUGCCAAGGCUGCCUUGCAGUCCCUCAACAGCUCACUGCGUGGCCAGGUUGAGCAAGCACGGCGAGAGCUUGAGCAACUGGAGAAGGCCAGGCAGGCAGGCCCUGUGCCGCAGACCUGA